Molecule: messenger RNA, 1587 nt
Organism: Anisakis simplex (herring worm)
Lineage: Eukaryota; Metazoa; Nematoda; Chromadorea; Rhabditida; Anisakidae
Source: the annotation of a GenBank genome assembly
AUGGAAACUUUUGACGGAUUCGAAUAUACAAAGAAAGAUCUUAUUGGACACGGUGCUUUCGCUAUCGUUUACAAGGGACGAUAUGUUGAUAAGAAAGAUUUACCGGUGGCAAUUAAGAGUAUCGCUAAAAAGAAUUUAUCGAAGUCAAAGAAUCUUCUCACGAAAGAAAUCAAAAUCCUGAAGGAGUUGUCGAGUUUACAACAUGAAAAUUUGGUUGGAUUACUGAAGUGUGUUGAGACACCGACGCAUGUGUUUCUUGUUAUGGAAUAUUGCAAUGGUGGUGAUCUGGGCGAUUAUCUUCAGUCAAAGAUCACCCUACCUGAAUUGACAAUUCAACACUUUUUGGUGCAUAUCGCUCGGGCGAUUGAGGCUAUCAAUAAGAAGGGUAUUGUGCAUAGGGAUUUAAAGCCACAAAAUUUAUUGUUAUGUAAUCCAACUCGACGACCGAAUCCACCGGCAACGGAUUUAAUUGUUAAAUUGGCGGAUUUUGGUUUUGCACGUUUUCUCGACGACGGUACGAUGGCUGCCACCUUGUGCGGCUCACCGAUGUACAUGGCACCGGAGGUGAUAAUGUCGUUGCAUUAUUGUGCGAAAGCAGAUCUCUGGUCGAUAGGUACAAUAAUAUUUCAAUGCUUAACCGGCAAAGCGCCAUUUCAAGCGCAAACACCGCAAGCUCUAAAGCAGUUUUACGAACGUAAUAAGGAAUUACGGCCUAGCAUUCCUUCUUACUGUAGCCCUCUUCUGAAAGAUCUUCUGCUUGGACUACUCAAACGAAACGCUAAAGAUCGCAUUGAAUUCGAUGCAUUUUUCUCGCACCCAUUCUUACAUUCGGCUCCGAUGACAUCCCCUUCGAAAAGAAUUCUCGAGUCAGCGGCAAAUGCGUCAGCACACUCAGCUGCGGCAUCCUCAAAACGUCACGCCUUGCUGAAUAAUCCUUCGUCACCCGCCCUUUCGAAUCAUCGCAAAUCCGCUCACCCUUAUUCAUCUUCUCCUCACGCACAUCACACCGCUCAUCGGUUCAUCGCUACUUCAUUAUCACAGAGAAAAGAACUUGAAAACUGGAGAACUGAAAAUGCAUUUUUUGAUUGUUUCGCUGAAGUACUGAUGUGGCAAAAUGAAGCAGUUGGUGGGGCAGCAGCAGCAGCAGCAGCAGCAGCAACAACAGGCAACGGAGGUAACGGUAACAAUAUGGUUGAUUCAGGUGAUUUCACAUUCCUUCCCUCUGUUCAUGGUCAACACACGCAACACUCACCCGUUCCCGCACGUCGACCGACCUCUGCAACCAAUCCAAAUGAGUCGCAUCUCACUUGCCCUGUCAAGCAAGUCCAGGUACACACUGCAACUGCGGGUGGAUCAUCGAAUAUUCGUGCAGUACCCGUUCCCAGUCAGCGUUUAGCAUACGCGAAGAUGGAGGAGAGGCGAAAUGGUUCAAUGAUUACAACGGCUAAGAAGACGUCUAAUGCUGCGUCAAGUCAGGCUGCAGCUGCAUCCAGCGAAAUACGCGUCCCAUCCAUUGAACAAAUCAAUUUACCGUCCAGUUCGUUUUUUAUCGUUUUAUCGUUUCUGCUGAGAAGAAUUCAAUGCAUC